This is a messenger RNA of Sinocyclocheilus grahami, 1597 nucleotides long. Its product is annotated as zinc finger protein 501-like. The record is from RefSeq and is a predicted model, not a curated record. Gene Ontology annotation, biological process: regulation of gene expression. The transcript is spliced from 4 exons. Lineage: Eukaryota; Metazoa; Chordata; Actinopteri; Cypriniformes; Cyprinidae. Gene Ontology annotation, cellular component: nucleus. Bases 312 to 1547 code for a protein of 411 amino acids.
CCGCCGGCUAAAGCUAAAAGUGAGGGUUUUAACCAUAGUGAAAGAAGGGCUAUUGUGGAAUAUUUUGGACGGAUGUGAGAUUCGAUGCCGAUUUACACAGGUUACAGAUAUUAACCAGCUCCAGAGUUGAAAUACUAAUGUAAUGAAACGCAUUAUGUGUCCCGGUUUGUUAUUAAUUACAGUGUACGUUAUUGUGUUGGCAGCGAGUACAAGCUCUGAAUCUGGUGCCCAUUUCACAACAGCCCACCAAUGAAGGUUAGCAAUAUUCCCAUCAUCCUAGAAGAAGAGAAACUCCACAUCUGUGACAUGCUAUGGUAAAGACUGAGCUUGUUAAAGUGGAGAUUGAUGACAUGAGUGAUCCAGAAACAUCCAGAAACAAUUAUGAAGAAACCGAGGAAGAAACAGAUCGGAUGGAAGUGAAAGAGCAAAGACAAGAACUAAACGAGGAGGAGGAACAUCAUAACUUCAAAACCCGAAGAAAAUCCAAAAAGCAAAUGUAUCGCAGUUGUCAUCCACAUUUUGAUCAUCGGAUGGAAGUGAAAGAGCAAAGACAAGAACUAAACGAGGAGGAGGAACAUCAUAACUUCAAAACCCGAAGAAAAUCCAAAAAGCGGCACAUUUGCUCACAGUGUGGAAAGAGUUUCAGACUUAAAUUAGGUCUCAGUAAUCAUCUGUGGCGCCACUCUGGAGAAAAGCCAUUUAACUGUGAUCAAUGUGGUAAAAAGUAUACUUCGUUAUCAAAUCUAAAUCUUCACCUGAAAGUUCAUUCAGAUGAGAAGCCUUACGUGUGUUCUGUCUGUGGAAAGAGUUUCUCUCGGCUGGACUGUUGUAAACAGCAUCAGAAAACACAUGAUGAAGUGAGAGAUCAUGUGUGUUGUGAGUGUGGGAAGAGCUUUACUACAGCCGGUCAGUUGAAACAGCAUCAAAUAAUUCACACUGGAGAAAGACCUUACAAGUGCUCCUAUUGUGACAAGAGUUUCACUCAGCCUGGAAACCUGAAAUCUCACGAGCGUGUUCAUACUGGAGAGAAGCCGUACCAAUGUACUCAGUGUGGAGAGCAUUUCAAAUAUUCAACUAUUCUCAAUGAUCACAUGCGCAUUCACUCUGGAGAAAAGCCAUUUAACUGUGAUCAGUGUGGUAAAGAGUUUAAUUCAUCAUCAAAUCUGAAAAAACACCUGAAAGUCCAUACAAAUGAGAGGCCUUAUGUGUGUCCUUACUGUGGGAAGAGUUUUUCAGUGUUGGUCAGUUGUAAUCUGCAUCAGAAAAUCCACACUGGUGAGAAAGAUCACUUGUGUUGUGAGUGUGGGAAGGGCUUUACUACACUUGGCCAACUGAAAUGCCACCAAAAGAUUCAUACUGGAGAAAAACCCUACAAGUGCUCAUAUUGCGACAAGAGUUUCACUCUGUCUUCGCAACAGAAAUCACAUGAACGAAUUCAUACCGGAGAGAAGCCGUACAGCUGUACUCAGUGUGGAGAGAGUUUUAGACAUUCAAACUCUUUAGUGAAUCAUAUGAAAAAGCAUUUUCCAUCAAGUCCAUCCAGUUAGUGGGGAAGUCGUGGCCUAAUGGUUAGAGAGUCGGACUCGUAACCCAAAGG